AUGGGCCCCCGUUGGGCAGCAGCGAAGCAUAAGCUUGAAUGUCCUAAAGACGAAGAUGCCAACUAUGAAAAUACGACCUGGUGUAAUCGCGACUUAAUCCCAAUCCCUCCAGAUCGCCGGACGCUUCACAUGUGGUCCUACCUCGGUUACUGGACUGUUUCUGGAUCAACCCUCUCCGCGUGGUCCUUGGGCAGCACUCUGCUCGCGUUUGGACUUAGCCCCGCAGAGGCAAUUGGAAGAGGCUUCCUCUCUGGCUGUCUCGCGGUCGUGGCCGGGUGGCCCGGAGCAAAACACAACAUCGGCUUCACAGUUUCCUGCCUCGCCCAUAUGCGAAACAGCUUUAGCGAAAGCUCUCACCUUGCGACGAACGAUUUUAUCGGGCUUGUCAUCUGGAUGUGUGCCUUUAUCCCUGCCAUCCUCAUAAAGCCAGAGAGACUACAGAUCCCUUUUGUUAUUUGUUUCUUCCUCUUCUGCGGCUCUUGUUUCGGUAUAUUGAUAUGGAACGUCUCAACUGCCAAUGGGGUUGGCGGGCUCUUUCAUGAGAAAACGGAUGCCCCAAACAUAGGCUGGGCUUUCAUGUUUGGUAUCACAGCUGUACUAGGUGCUUGGGGCUCCGUAACCGCCGUCAUUGGUAUCAUUGCCACAAGUGCAUCGAAUCAGAUAUUGGGUGGAGAGAUUCUAUGGAAUCCCAUCAGUUUACUGGCAGAAGUGCAAGAGCAUUGCCACUCUAGUCCGGGAGUACGAGCCGCGGUCUUCUUUGCAGGCAUUGGGGUUGUGACUUCACAGCUUUCAAUUUCCAUUGUCCUAAAUUCAAUGUCCAUUGGUAUGGAUUUGGCCGGGCUGUGGCCAAAGUACAUCAAUAUCCGACGUGGCUCGCCAUGGAAGCUUCUCGCAACGGCGAGCAAGUUCCUCACAGUUCUGAGUGGGUUUGGCGUAUUCUGGGCCCGUUGA
This is a messenger RNA of Trichoderma aggressivum f. europaeum, 951 nucleotides long. RefSeq lists its product as uncharacterized. Gene Ontology annotation, cellular component: plasma membrane. The record is from RefSeq and is a predicted model, not a curated record. The coding region runs from base 1 to 951 and encodes 316 amino acids. Gene Ontology annotation, molecular function: nucleobase transmembrane transporter activity. NCBI's taxonomy places the organism in Eukaryota, Fungi, Ascomycota, Sordariomycetes, Hypocreales, Hypocreaceae. The transcript is spliced from 9 exons. Gene Ontology annotation, biological process: nucleobase transport; transmembrane transport.